Messenger RNA from Camellia sinensis, 501 nucleotides. The record is from RefSeq and is a predicted model, not a curated record. NCBI's taxonomy places the organism in Eukaryota, Viridiplantae, Streptophyta, Magnoliopsida, Ericales, Theaceae.
AUGCAGCUUGUGGGGCACUUUCUGGAGGAGACAUGUGUAAACCCUACUUUCAUUAUUAACCAUCCAGAGAUUAUGAGUCCAUUGGCAAAGUGGCAUAGGUCAAAACCAGGCUUGACUGAACGUUUUGAAUUAUUUGUUAACAAGCGUGAAGUUUGCAAUGCAUACACGGAGUUGAAUGAUCCUGUGGUACAAUGCCAACGGUUUGCUGACCAACUCAAGGACCGACAAUCAGGUGAUGAUGAAGCAAUGGCUUUGGAUGAAACAUUUUGCACGGCUCUCGAGUAUGGUUUUCCCCCAACUGGUGGUUGGGGACUGGGUAUUGACCGACUAACAAUGAUGAUGACAGAUUCGCAGAACAUCAAGGAAGUUCUACUCUUUCCGGCCAUGAAACCUCAGGAUGAACCUUCUGCUAAAGAACACAUCCAAACAGCUUCUGGCUUGGGUCCAGUAUAGGUUUUCAAUCUGCCAAUAUGCAUGCAAAUCUGCCUACAGAAGGUUUAC